This is a messenger RNA of Cololabis saira (Pacific saury), 2798 nucleotides long. RefSeq names its product cholinergic receptor, nicotinic, beta 4 (neuronal) (gene chrnb4). The record is from RefSeq and is a predicted model, not a curated record. NCBI's taxonomy places the organism in Eukaryota, Metazoa, Chordata, Actinopteri, Beloniformes, Belonidae. Gene Ontology annotation, molecular function: acetylcholine-gated monoatomic cation-selective channel activity; transmembrane signaling receptor activity. The transcript is spliced from 6 exons. Gene Ontology annotation, biological process: chemical synaptic transmission; regulation of membrane potential; monoatomic ion transmembrane transport. The coding region runs from base 150 to 1718 and encodes 522 amino acids. Gene Ontology annotation, cellular component: neuron projection; postsynaptic membrane; synapse.
GAUGGGGCAGCGAACCUCAGUGAAGUGCUGGUAAAGUUUCCGACCCGAGUUGGCAGAGCCCGGCAUGUCCCGGGGGAAGAGCGCUGCGCACGGAUGCUUUUGGGCUUCUCUCCGACGACAACUCCCUCGGACCAGAUGAUUCCGUCAAGAUGACUCGGGUUCUACUCAUCCCUGCAUGCCUUUUCGCCUUGAUUCACUGUAGCAGUAGUGCUGAAUCAGAGGAGCGUUUGAUGAACCGGCUGUUGGGAGAGGAUCGCUACAAUCCACUCAUCCGCCCGGCUGUCAACAGGACGGAGAGAGUCACAGUGAAGCUGCAAGUAUCGCUAGCACAGCUCAUCAGCGUGAAUGAACGAGAGCAGAUCAUGACCACAAACGUCUGGCUCACUCAGCACUGGGUUGAUUACAGGUUGUCAUGGGACCCGGCGAAGUACGAAGGUAUCGACAAGCUGCGUAUUCCAUCGAAACACAUUUGGCUCCCGGAUAUUGUCCUUUACAACAAUGCCGAUGGAACCUACGAGGUGACGGUCUUCACCAAUGCCAUAGUCCUUUUCAACGGCAGCAUCAACUGGCUUCCCCCUGCCAUCUAUAAAAGCGCCUGUAAGAUCGAGGUCAAGCAUUUCCCGUUCGACCAGCAGAACUGCACCCUCAAGUUCCGCUCAUGGACGUACGACCACACAGAGAUUGACCUGAUCCUGAAGUCUGAAGUGGCCAGCAUGGAUGACUUUACUCCCAGUGGGGAAUGGGAUAUCUUGGCACUACCAGGCAGACGGACGGUCAACCCUCUGGAUCCCACUUAUGUGGACCUCACAUAUGACUUCAUCAUCAAGAGGAAGCCCCUUUUCUACACCAUAAACCUCAUCAUUCCAUGUAUUUUGAUAACCUCUUUGGCCAUUCUGGUCUUCUACCUGCCUUCAGACUGCGGAGAGAAGAUGACCCUCUGCAUUUCAGUCCUCCUCGCACUCACAGUGUUCCUGCUUUUAAUCUCAAAGAUUGUUCCUCCCACAUCACUGGACGUGCCCCUCAUUGGCAAAUACUUGAUGUUCACCAUGGUGCUGGUGACCUUCUCUAUUAUCACUAGUGUGUGUGUGCUCAAUGUGCACCACCGCUCUCCAAGCACCCACACCAUGCCCUCCUGGGUCAAGCUGAUAUUUCUGGUGAAACUGCCCGCCUUACUCUUCAUGAAACGCCCUCGCACCUACCCUGGACAUCAGAAACCGCGUCAGCAGCAGUGCCUACAGUCCGGAAAAUCCAUUCUGGGUCUGGAUUGCCCAGUUUCUCCCAAAACCUGUUUCACUUUGUCGUCUUCUGCCCUGCUGUCCUCUGACUCUGCCUUGUCCACUCCAGGACACAAAAAUGUGGCUCUUCCAAUGGGAUAUAGCCACGGCAGCAGGAAGGGGGACCCGCGCUCCACUGAUCACCUUCACAGUGGUUUCAAUUCCACCCAGGACCUCCAGGACCGAAGCCCCUCCGACUGGACUGCUGACGUCCAGGAGGCGGUCAGCGGGGUGCGCUUCGUGGCUGAGCACAUGAUGGGUGAUGAUGACGAUCAGAGUGUGAUAGAGGACUGGAAGUAUGUGGCCAUGGUGGUGGACCGUAUGUUCCUGUGGAUCUUCGUGAUAGUCUGCGUGGUGGGCACACUGGGCCUGUUCCUCCAGCCUGUUUUCCAGAGUCAGAUUAUCCCCAACCAGCAGCCCAGCUCAGAGACCCCUCGCAUUUGAUGAGCAUCAAGGGCGACAGAUCACCUUGAGGGCUUUCAUUAAAGUUCUUUGGAUAAACAUGGUUAUGAGGGCUAUCCAGCCCUGCAUAGAGACCAGGAAUCAUGGACACGAGGGCUUGAAAUGAAUGUUAUAAACAACAAAACAGGAGGCCAAAUAGAGUUUUUGAAAAAGGAAAUAAAAUCCAUCCAUGCAUUACCCUUUUCUACCUACUACGGGUUAUGGGAGUCUGCUGGAGUUUAUCCCAGCUCUCCUGGGGUAGAAAGCAGGGACACAUCCUGGGACAGGUUGUCAGUCCGUCACAGAGAGGACAUAAAAUUAUCUUAAUAUUCAAUAUCAUGCAAGCUUAAGUAGCCUGCAUUUUGAGGAAAGUACAUCGCUGUCUUUUUUGCAUAACUGGACUGAGUGCAGCUUUUACUGCCCUGAAUUGUGCUGAACUGUUUAUGAAAUAUAUCUUACAUUACAAAGUUAUGUGUAUCUGCUGUUAGAUGUUGAUUAGCUUUUGAUUUGUGCAACCACUUCACUGAACUAUAAUAAAGACACAUCUAUGUCCUCUUUUAGUCUGAUUAAAUGUAUGAAUUGUCUACAAGUCUUAAUUUUGUCAGUGUCUUGCCAAAGUACUUUGCUAAUCUGCCUUACUUCUGAGAAAAUCUGCCCCUCAGAGUCAGUAUCUGUAAUGAAAAUGGACUGGGUAAGGUAUUUUUUUUCAUGCAUUGUAUAAAAGACAGCAAUUUGCUGAAAAAAAAACACAAUGAAACUGCUAGCUAUGGACCUGACCAUGAUUUAAAUGUACUAAGGUCCAGUAUUUUUGGAAGUAAUCGUCCAGGUGAAACAAAAGGAAACAAAAUGUGGUUGUUUAUGGUCACUCAUUUGUACUUGAUCUUUGAUAAGGGCCAACAUUUACAGAUGGUCAACUGCAGGGCGCGGAAAUAAAUGGAGGAAAACGCGGUGCCCGGUUGCUUUCACACGCAAGGUUUAUUGCUCAAUAAACAGUACUGAUUGGGCUCGUUAGAGAUUUUGCAGACUGUUUGUUUAUUUUCUGAGAUCUUCCUUUAAAUCAUCAGAUUGCCAUCACUGUUCGCG